This is a messenger RNA of Acanthosepion pharaonis, 528 nucleotides long. NCBI's taxonomy places the organism in Eukaryota, Metazoa, Mollusca, Cephalopoda, Sepiida, Sepiidae. The record is from the annotation of a GenBank genome assembly.
AUGCUUCUUCGUAACGUUUCUAUCCAGACUGGACUCUGCAAUCAUAAAAGACUGGAAGUGGUGGGCAUGCCUCAACAUUCAUUUGCUGUUCAUAUCUAUCUAUCUAUCUAUCUUAAUCUAUUCAUAUCUAUUUAUCGAUCUGAACCUGUUCAUAUCUAUCUUGCUUGUUCAUAUCUAUCUAUCUAUCUUUCUAUCUAUCUAUCUAUCUAUCGGUCGGCUAAUUAUCUAUCUAUCUGUCUAUCUUGGUCUGUUCAUAUCUGUCUAUCUUCUUUCUAUCUUAAUCUAUUCAUAUAUAUCUAUUUAUCUAUCUUAACUUUUUCAUGUCUACCUAUCUCAGUUUAUCCAUAUCUAUCUAUCUAUCUAUCCAUAUCGAUUUAUCUAACUCAACCUGUUCAUAUCUAUCUUGGUCUGUUCAUAUCUACCUAUCUAUCUAUCUAUCUAUCUUGGUUUGUUCAUAUCUAUCAUUUAUCUUUCUAUCUUAAUCUAUUCAUAUAUAUCUAUCUCAACCUGUUCAUAUCUAUCUAUUGA